ACUACACGACCAAGCAUGAGGAUAAAUACAGAAAUCUGUCUGAUGAAGAGCAUGCGUGGGAGUCUGAUGCGUUGCAAGCAAAACUGCAAACCCAACAAGGACUUUUUACGAAACUUCACACCCCCAGAGAUGCAGCCGUCGGGACAAGUUAUGUAAUUUCUCACAAAAUCGGCAGAAAAAGUAAGGCGUUUUCUGACGGAGAGUUUAUUAAGCAGUGCUAAUUGGACUCUGUUGCAUUGUUGUGCCCGGAGAAAAAGGGCGCAUUUGAGAACGUGUCACUCUCCCGACGCACUGUAACAAGGCGGGUUGAGGACAUCGCUGGAAACUUGGAGCUUCAGUUGAAGAACAGAGCGGACGACUUUGACAAUUUUUCUCUGGCUUUGGAUGAGAGCUGCGAUGUACGUGACACCGCCCAGCCACUCAUCUUCUUAUGUUGGAUAACUGCCAACAUUCAAAUCUUGGAGGAGUUGGUUGACAUGCAGUCAAUGAAAGGGACAACUACUGGUAAUGACUUGUUCACAGAGAUGGAACUCAUUGACCUGCAGUCUGACACACUUCUGGCAGAGCACUUCAGGUCAGUCUCACUGCUGGACUUUUACUCCUCCCUCAAAGAGGAGAACUUUCCACACCUGAGGAGGCAUGCUCAGAGGAUUCUAGUCCUCUUUGGAUCUACCUACAUAUGUGAACAGACAUUCUCUGUGAUGAAGUUCAACAAAUCCAAACACAGAUCCUCUAUCACUGAUGACCACCUCUCAGCUGUCCUUCGCACAGUCCCCUCAGACAUUCAGCCAGAUUUCAAUGCCCUUGUUCAAGCCCAGAACAGACUGGAUUAUUCUCACUGAA
This is a messenger RNA of Esox lucius (northern pike), 843 nucleotides long. RefSeq names its product EPM2A-interacting protein 1-like. Gene Ontology annotation, molecular function: protein dimerization activity. The record is from RefSeq and is a predicted model, not a curated record. The transcript is spliced from 2 exons. Bases 477 to 842 code for a protein of 121 amino acids. Lineage: Eukaryota; Metazoa; Chordata; Actinopteri; Esociformes; Esocidae.